Cucurbita pepo subsp. pepo (vegetable marrow) is the source of this 771-nucleotide messenger RNA. RefSeq lists its product as uncharacterized. The record is from RefSeq and is a predicted model, not a curated record. Gene Ontology annotation, biological process: cytokinin biosynthetic process. Lineage: Eukaryota; Viridiplantae; Streptophyta; Magnoliopsida; Cucurbitales; Cucurbitaceae.
AUGGAUGGGUCGGCGGAGUCUGGUUGGACUGUGUAUUUGGAGAAUUCUUCUUCUUCUUCUUCUUCUUCUUUUUUGUUCACUCCAACAAUUCAUGAUUCUUUUGGUGUUCUUCAUAAGGAUGAACAUGAACUGGAUUUGUCUAUGGUUUCUGAUGCUUCUUCUGGGCCUCCAAUUUUCCCGGAAAAUUAUGUUAUUUUCCCGGAAAAUGAAGCUCUUUUCCCGGAAAAUUAUGUUAUUUUCCCGGAAAAUGAAGCUAUUUUCCCGGAAAAUGAAACUGGGUCGAAAACUAGCCGCAAAAUGAAGGGUUGUGAGGAACGACGACGGCGGCGCCGUGAUCGGAUGGACAAAACGACGUCGUUUCUUGAUGACACUGCUAGCUCUGAUCCCAAUUUCAAUAAUUCGGAGAGUUCAUCCUACCAAAGCCAAUUUAACACAAUUAGACAAUCAUCUCCAUCUCGAAAUCAAAGGCAAAAGAAUCAGUGGUUUAAAGGGAAGAGAUGAGGAUGAGAUGAUGGCUCCGUUAAUCGAACACGACACUACAAUGAUAUGAUAUUAGCUCUCAUGGCUUUGUUUUGGGUUUCCCCAAAAGAUCUCGUACCAAUGGAGAUAGUAUAUAAACGGAUGAUCAUUCUCUAAAUUAGUCAACGUGGGACUUUCGUCAACUGGCUCUUCAUUUGAAGCCUAAUAAUUUAGGGUUUUUUUUUUUGAAUUUUUGAAUAAUUUCUUGAGAGAGAGAAAAAAAGUAGUUUUUAUUUUGGACAUUGAAUGGAU